Messenger RNA from Camellia sinensis, 1108 nucleotides. RefSeq lists its product as uncharacterized. Lineage: Eukaryota; Viridiplantae; Streptophyta; Magnoliopsida; Ericales; Theaceae. The record is from RefSeq and is a predicted model, not a curated record.
AGACAACAGCAUACAUGCCAAGAGCCAGAGGAAUCAACAAGAGUGCAUACGAUCUUCCUGGUAAAAGCUCCAUCACUUUCCACGGUCAAAUCAAAACUCCAGCACACAAGCUGUAGCAUGCCGAGAACAGAGGAUGUGAAGAUGAAUGCCCAUAUUGACACUAUCAAAGAGAAGAACCACAAUAGAGCUUCAUCUUCUCUAUUCUCGGAAUGUUAGGGCUUGCGUGUUGGAAUUUUGGUUUGGGUGUGGAGCAAGUGAUGGAGCUUUUAUCAGGAAGAUCAUAUGCAUUCUUGUUGAUUCUUAUGGCUCUUGCCAUGUAUGCUGUUGUCUUUGUAGCCUGCUACCUUCCCAUCUUGCGCCAUUGGAGGGAGCUUUUCACCUACCCCUCAUCGAUGGUAGGUGAGACCAGCCUUUUACCGCUGAAAUUUCUGGUCAGCCUCCUUCUCCAGGCCGUCUGGUUGGUGGUUGAAGACACCAAAGACAAGCUCUACUUGCCUCUCAUUAUGCUGAUAGCCUUCUCCAUUAUCAUCAUUGUCAAAGUGGAGAUAUUUUUAAGGCACGAUGAGAUGAAAAUACUUGAAGAAGUAGCUGGCUCUUUUCUGCGAUUCAUGGUUGAAGCUGUAGGAGUUAAGAACUAUGUGGGGGCUUGCUUAUGCAUUUGCCCUACCGUGAUUGCAAUCAUAGCAGUGCUCUCUCCUCCUUUGGAUGCUGAUGAGGUCCUUGGCAGAUUUUUCAAAUCUGUCUAUGAAUCUAUUGGUGGCUAUUUCACAGCUACAAGAAUCCAGAACUGAUGGGGCUGCGACUCGCGAUGGAGGGAGUAAGAUUCUACCAUGCACUUGUGGAUGGGGGGAUUAAUUGCUCCUGCUUGUUUGCCUCUUCACUCUAUUAUUUUCCUUAUGGUCUGUUUAUAACUAUAUAGCCAAUAGAUGAUGGUUACAUAUAUCCUGUAGUAGGAAUCGUAUGCAUAUAUAGGUAGUUUUGUUGCACAGUCAACUAGAUGUGUGAUAUUCCUUGUUAUAUGCCCAACUCCGAAAGGCUUGCCCUGUUUUGUUCUUCUAUUGGCAUGAGAUUUAAGUAAUGCUACAGAUUUAUCUAUAUAUAUUAUGCU